AAAGAAAAAAUAACAAUUUAUUUUACACUAAAUUACAAUAUUAAAAAAAAACUUUCAAUUAUAAAAACUUAUAAAAAAUAUUUAGAUUCUUUAUAAAUUUACUAAAACAUAUUCAACUGAUGUCAGUAGUAGAGCGCAUAGAAAAAUAUAUAAACAAUUAUAUAAGUAUGUCAAUGUCAACGUUAGAAAAUGUACAUGAUGACGUUAGUAAUCUGGUAAACGUCAGUUGCAGAACACAAACUCUUACCGCGUACUUUUAUUUUUAACAAAAUAAUAAUCCUAAAUAAAGAGUUUAUAAUAUUUAUAAAUAAGUGUUCGACUCAAGUUAUUUCCAACUAGGAUAUUUAUAUUAACUGUCAUCCUCUUAUUUUUUUUAUUUGCUACUUGACGUUGCCUAAAAAUAAACAAUAAAAAUAAUAAUUUAAUUGUUUUAUUAUUAGUAAGAGAAAUUUGUGGUAAUUUACAAUAUAAUUAAUUAAUUAAUUAAAUUAAGUGAUGUCAUUGAUACCAAUGUUGUUCUCCAGUUGGUGGGAAAAUUUGAAUCACGUUCAUCGAAUUGAUAAUCAAGAUUUUGCAUUACCCAUAAAUAAUAUUUAUUUCCCAUCAUCGAGGUAUAGAAAUUAUCAGCAUCCAUUUGAUGUGAUAAAUUAUCGACGAAGUAGAUUUAUAACACCAAGAUAUCAAGAAGAAGAAAAAUAUUCAGUGACCUUGGACGUUGGACAAUUUAACCCUGAUGACAUUGCGGUGAAAGUGGCCGACAAUGUAAUUACAGUACAAGCUGGACUUGAAUUAAUCCUGGAUGAGCAUGGUACUGUUUCAAGAGAGUUUGAGAGAAGUUAUGACAUUCCAGAGGAAUAUGAUGUUGAUGAAGCUAAGUCCGAGCUAUCGUCUGAUGGUGUUUUGACAAUCAAUGUGCCUAGAAAAAAAUUAGAAGGUGAAAGAGCGAUUUUAAUUGAAUAUAUACCGUAUCCAGCUGUUAUUGAAGUUGCUCCGGGUGUUGGAGAGCAGGAAAGGCCAAGGUCACCAAACCGACGUCCAAGAUACAAUGGGUCUGUUGCUGCUGGAUAAUUUUAUCUUCUAAAAAUUAUAAAUAUUUAUUUUUAAAAAUAUUUUUAUUGUGAAAAUUAAAUAAUUAUUUCAAUUUUUAAUUUAUUAAAUUUUAUAACAAAUUGAUUUAUAUCAUAAUAUUAUAUAUUUGUAAAUAUAUAUAAGCAUGCGUUGAUAUAUGUCUGAAAGCUUUAUUGCUGUAUAUUUAAAAAUUUUUUAAUUAAAUUAUUUUUUUGUAUUGAGACUAAAUUGUAAUUAUAAAAUUUAUUAUUUAGAAUAAGUUGCAUAAUUAAUGUAUUUAAAAAUAAUUGGCAAUUAUUUACA
Microplitis demolitor is the source of this 1371-nucleotide messenger RNA. Its product is annotated as protein lethal(2)essential for life. The coding region runs from base 496 to 1068 and encodes 190 amino acids. Gene Ontology annotation, molecular function: protein folding chaperone. The transcript has a single exon. Lineage: Eukaryota; Metazoa; Arthropoda; Insecta; Hymenoptera; Braconidae. Gene Ontology annotation, biological process: response to heat; protein refolding. The record is from RefSeq and is a predicted model, not a curated record.